Vicugna pacos (alpaca) is the source of this 2446-nucleotide messenger RNA. The record is from RefSeq and is a predicted model, not a curated record. NCBI's taxonomy places the organism in Eukaryota, Metazoa, Chordata, Mammalia, Artiodactyla, Camelidae.
GGAACACGGAGACCAAGCUUUCCAGUCAGACAUGAAGAAGCUUGUUUGUCCGAAUGGAAAUACUCUAACUGAACGCUUCCGAGGCACUGGGAAUCCUGACUGAUCGACCGAUAGGUGCUUGGAGAAAGAACAAAAUGGCAAGAAGCAACCGUACCAUGGUAACUGAAUUUGUCCUCAUGGGGUUCACAGAUCGCCCCGAGCUACAGCUUCCCCUCUUUGUGGUGUUCCUGGCAAUUUAUCUCAUCACCCUGGUGGGAAACCUUGGCAUGAUCCUGCUCAUCAAGGUGGAUUCGCGGCUCCACACCCGCAUGUACUAUUUCCUCAGCCACUUAGCUUUCAUUGAUUUUUGUUACUCCUCUUCAAUUGGGCCCAAGAUGCUACAAAAUUUAUUGGUGAAGAAAAAAACCAUCUCCUUUUUGGGCUGCUUUGCCCAGCUCUACUUCUCCAGUGCUUUUGCCACCGCCGAAUGCUUCCUCUUGGCCACAAUGGCCUAUGACCGCUACAUGGCCAUCUGCAACCCCUUGAUUUACACAGCCAUUAUGACUCAGCGGGUCUGCAAGGAGUUGGUGAUCGGGGUCUAUACCUAUGGCUUCCUAAACUCUGUGAUACAGACCAUUCUGACUUUCCAGUUGUCUUUCUGUGACUCCAACAUCAUCGACCAUUUCUAUUGUGCUGACCCCCCUCUCCUCACCCUCUCCUGCUCCAACACCCACAACAAAGAAAAGCAGCUCUUGGUCUUCUCUGCAGUAAAUCUCACUAGCUCCCUCCUGACUGUCCUCAUCUCCUACAUUUGCAUCCUCUUUUCAAUCAUAAAAAUCCAGUCUUCCGAAGGCAAGUGCAAAGCGUUUUCCACCUGUGCCUCCCACCUCACAGUGGUCAUCAUCUUCUAUGGAACGCUCUUUUUCAUGUACCUGCAGCAACCUAAAGCAGAGAAUUCCUGGAAGCACAACCAAGUGGUCUCUGUGUUUUACAGUCUUGUAAUUCCCAUGCUCAAUCCUCUGAUCUAUAGCCUGAGAAACACAGAAGUAAAGGACACCCUGAGGAAGAUGCUAGAGGGCAAGAAGUCAUAGUGGGUUAUCAGAAGGAAGCACUGGGAAAGUAUCUCAUACUGACAUGGUCUGUAUACUCAGUCUCUUGAAAUUUAGCAGGCCAGUUGCCAUCCAAUCAAGAAAAACAGUCAAUCCAAUCUGGAUUCUUUAAAGACCCAAAAUACUGGACCGUUUGUUUGAGAUAGUACUAUUUAAUCUAACCAAUUAUCCUGGACUAAUCAGAAUAGAUUUACAAACUAGACUGUUAAUAACAUCCUAUGUUGAAAAUGAAGUAGCUUAUUAACAAUUAGGUAAUCAAGUGAGAAAUUCAAAAAGAUCCUAAAAAUAAUGGUCAGGGUGAAAUUUAACAAAAGCCAACAAAUUGUAAUUGAAAUUAACAAAGCUGGGUACAAAACCCACACAUGAAAAUCAAUGUUCUUAGAACAUUUUUCUGCUUACAAACAGGCUAUAUUGUAGAAAAUCACUUGUUAAUCUUAAAACAUAACAUAUUGCUAAAGAUGUUAACUUUUGAGACCGAAUCACAGAAAGCAAAUUUAAUCUAAAUGUAGUUGAAAUACUGCAUGCUUAAGAUGAACAGUAGAAAAAGUAGUAUUAUAGCAAUAAUGGGGGAUAAAAACAGAAAAACUAUGAAUCAGUUAAAUGGGGGCUUUAUUUUAUGGUUUGUUUAGAAAAGAAAGUAUAAUUAGAAGAGAUAGAGUUUAGGCUACUUUCAGAGAUGUUCAAAGUGGUCAUUUAUGCAACAGGCAGGAUUUAAUUUUUCUAGUUUCUGGAACAUGCAACUGCAGUAAUUUUUAGGGGGAAUGGUUUGGGAAGGAAGGAGUCACAUAUAAGUUUAAACAAGGGAAAGAAAAUUAAGAAGAAAAAUAAAAAGAAAGAGGGAGAGUUUCCUAGGGUAACCAGGUUGAGUAUGAAUAUUUCUGAGAAAUGAAAUUGUUGUCUUAAUUAUUUAAAUGAUCUAGAGAAAUACUUAGUUUUGCAACAUUUUUCCAUGUUUUUUAUUUCUAUUUUCAGAUUUGAUAGUCCAACUUUGUGAGAGAUAAAUCUAUAUAAUGUCUUCCUGUUAAUGAAGAUAAGUAAAGAAAAAUGUCUUAAUUUUUUUUGUAGGCAGGAAUAUGAGCACGCUAUGGUCUUUCCAAGCCUCUAUUCUAACGCUUCUUCCCAGAUAAUUCUUAAGACACACAAAUCUACCACAAACCAUUAGAUUUCCUCCCCUAAACUCUUUUCAAAUGUGAUUAUUAUUUUGAUUUUUAAAAAUAGCUAGGAACAUAUAUCACCAAUCAAUUAUGUUUAAAGUAUGUUUAAAAUUAAUCAAGGAGUGGGGAGGUAUAGCUCAAGGGGGAGGGUAUAGCUCAGUGAUAGAGUGGAUACUUAGCAUGAAUGAGGUCCUAGGUUCAGUC